UCUUCUUCUUCUUCUCUCUCUCCACCUGUUGGAUUUUGGGUUUAGCCUCUCUUCUGACCCACGCGAAGACCGUCCGCUUUAUCCUUUCUUCCCCUCUAAACGGUCAUCUACUUCUUUCCUUAGGGCAUCCUCUGCAACCUGCAAUUCUCUCUCUCUCUCUCUCUCUCUCUCUCUCUCUCUCCAAUUAAGUUUCGGAUUUGGAUAGAAGAAGAAGGAAGGAGUGCUCAAAGAACUCCAUUUCACUAAGGACCAGACAAGAUGAUGCACAUGACUUUGUACUGGGGUAAGAAGGUAAUGCUUAGAGCUAAACAAUGAUGGAGAACUCUAACAUCUUCUACUCUGUGGGCAGAAAUCGCUUUAUGGUAAUGGUAGAGAAAACCUUUUCGAAGAAUGAAAGAGAAUAUAAAAGCUCAGAAAAUAGGAGAAACCACUCUUCGACUAGACAGAUUCAUGGGCGAGCAACUCUCUGGCCUACUUGCUUGCUUGCUUGCUUCAUCUUCUUGUCCGUCUUCUAUCAGUACAUGGAGGAUCGUCAUAUAAGCCUCAAAUUCUUCGCUACGGGUUAGAAGCCGUCCACCAUUCUGUCCAUCGACAUCCUUCUGCGUCUUCCAAGGCUUGCUGGAAGUCGUUGGAGCAACCCCUCCUGGUAUGCCGCUGCUAUCUUGUUCUGUGUAAAUUAGGCAAUCGGGUACCUCUUGCUUGCUAUCACGUCCUUCAAUGGAGGUGUCUUUUUGGCCAUCGCUUUGGGGCUCCCUUUUGGGUAUUUGCUCUUCAGGAUCGCUGACUAAGAAAUUUUGGCUGUGGAAAUGUGAUUAUCAAUUUCUUGGAUUUCGUUUUGGGGAUUGACACUUUCGUAUUUAUAUUUCUCCUCCUAUCCGUCAUCGGUACAUUCCAUACUUAAUUAUCCUUUAUACUAAUUUUUUCGUGUAAAUUAUCAUCGAAGAUCUUUUGAGAACGAGAAAAUUUUCUCCUUCAAUAGUUUGAACUAAUCCCAGAGGAUUAUGUUCGAGUUGAAUUCAGACUGCAGAGAGCCAUUUUCUCUCUCCGUAUUACCCAUGGAAAAAACCUUGAACCAUCAGUUUUUAGUUUAAGUUUGGGUUACUGAUCUCAAGUCUCGAGUCUCGGCUGACCUAUAAAUUUGAUUCAUUUGGUGUUGGAGGAGCAAUUUUGUGGGGAAUGAAGGAUACAGCAAAUGGUGUCUUUGUGUUGGUCAGAAGAGAGGAUAAACUAAAAAUCUAACAGGGAGAUUCCGCAAGUAUUUCAACCUCGUGUGAAGCGCAUUGCUCGAGUGAGAGCGAUUCAGGCGGGGAGAUAUACUACGGUGAGGAGGCGGAAUCAUCACUGUUUACUGCAGAGGAGCGGGAGGACUGGGAAUUUGGGAUAGCUCACUCGCUGAAAUCGAAUGAAUCGUGCCUUGAGGGGCGGAGAGUUAGUAAAAGAAUUCUCUCUAACACUAGAAUAUAAAAAUGGAGUCUUGGGAAGUUCUCUGGCUCUCCGAUAAGAGAGAAAUAAUGGAGAUUUCCAACUCUCCAUUUGUGUUGGCCGGAUUGCUGGCAUUGUGAUGGGCGGGGCGGGGUUGUGGUGCAAGGUGGGGGGGUGCAGCCGCGAAAAAGAAAGAAAGAAAGAAAGAAAGAUAGAAAAUGAGGGCUAAUUUGGGAAUUUUUAGGUAUCAAGGGAGAAGGAGUGGUAGGAGUUUACUUUUUGGGGGAAUCGUAUAUGAAAGUUUGAGUAGGAGAGUUUGAGUAAAUAUUAAGUAGAGGGGAGUGAUAGAAAUUUUUCCAACUAAUUACUAUAGAUUAUUUAGACUUGCCUUGGAUAUUUAAAAAAAAAAGAAGUUAGGUUUGCCUUGUGUAGUCUUAGUGAGAACACCCAAUAUGGUCACACCACUUGAUUGACAUAUUUAGCAUAAGAGAUUGUUAAAUGGUUCUCUAUAAAUACGUAAUAAGGGAGGAAAGAGACACACCAUUCUACACAUAGCCAACGAUUUAGGGUUUUGAGAAUCCCCAAAAUCGUAGCAGUCUCUCUCUCUCUCUCUCUUCAGGAUUGAGAGCUAGGGUUUGUAAAAUAAUAAUUGGGAACGAAUAUCUCCAUUGUGUUGGUGCAGAGUAGUCAGUUCAAGUGUUGCAAUGCUUUUGAGCACUUGCACUUAUGAUCAACCCUAAACCCUCAUUGUGUUUUUGUUCAAACUUGUAUUAUGUUCCAGGGUGCAGGGAUGCAAACUUUUUGUCUGGCAUUCUCCACCACUAUCAAAUACAAAACGUUAUAUUAACAGUCCAAUGAACCCUCAAUGGCUAGAGUAUCUCUACAUUCUCGGAAUGUCCAUAAGUUCUACUUUCUAACUGCAUAGAAGAGCUUCUCUCUUUACAUCUCUAGCAUGCCGUCGCUUUGUACUAUUGAUGGGCUAAAGCUUUGUGCAUUUUUCGAUACUCAUCACUGAAAGUCAUUUAUUUAUUAAAAAAGGGCAACUAGGAGCUAUCUACCAAAAAGAAAUAAACAAGAACUAGGUGCAAUGCUUCAUCUGAGUUGUUAUAUAAUUUUUAUUUCAUGUAGUGUGAUUACUGCAACCUUGUUUUCUGCCCAUCUUAUGGGGGAUAUGUUCUAGUAUUUGUAUAGGUUGUACUUUAUCUCCAAAUGAAGCUGAUUUACUUAUUUACAUGCUUAUAGAGAUAUGGCUCUCUUUCUUUUUCUGGUAUGGCUUGUAUCUUUUGUUUCUUUAAGCUUUCAUAAUACCUUCAAGAAUUUUACUGUCAGCUUAUCGAUGUUCAACCUGGUGGGGUAUCGUUUUGGCACAAUUGGGCUAUUUUGCUUAGCAUUCUUAUUUCUACCCAUUGCAAGAGGGUCAAUUCUUCUCCGCCUCAUAGAUAUUCCUUUUGAGCAUGCUAUAAAAUAUCAUGUUUGGUUGGGGCAUCUUACGAUGAUGAUGUUUACUUUACAUGGAGCAUUCUAUGUGAUUUCAUGGUCAAUGCAAGACAGCCUUUUGGAUGAAUUGUUGCAGUGGCAAGAUGAUGCUGUAGCCGUUUUUCCUGGGGUUAUCAGCCUUGCUGCUGGUUUAUUAAUGUGGGUGACAUCACUACAUCCAGUGAGGAAACAGUUUUUUGAACUGUUCUUCUAUACACAUCAACUAUAUGUUGUGUUUGUUAUCUUCUUUGUUUUGCAUGUUGGAGACAUCAUCUUCUGCACAGCUGCUGGAGGGAUCUUUCUUUUCCUGCUUGAUCGCUUUCUAAGGUUCUGCCAAUCAAGAAAGACCGUUGAUGUUAUUUCGGCCACGUGUCUUCCAUGUGGAGCAGUUGAGUUUGUGCUUUCAAAGCCAAGAAAUCUGCAGUACAAUGCUCUCAGUUUUGUGUUCCUUCAAGUGUGGGAAUUAUCUUUGCUGCAGUGGCAUCCUUUUAGCGUUUCCUCUUGUCCUUUGGAUGGUAGUAAUCAUCUUUCAGUUCUAAUUAAGGUUCUUGGGGGAUGGACAAAGAAGCUGGGAGAUAAUAUUUUAGAUAUUCAGGAUGGUGAACCACCAAGGUUAACAACUUCUGUUGAGGGCCCCUGUGGGCAUGAGUCACCAUAUCACCUAAUGUAUGAAAACCUUAUUUUGGUUGCAGGAGGAACUGGUAUCUCACCAUUCUUGGCCAUCUUGAGUGAUAUUCUCCACCGUAUCAAGGGGGAGAAACCUUGUCUGCCAAGAAAAGUUUUACUUGUAUGGGCUGUGAAAAAAUCUAAGGAACUUUCUCUUCUUUCUUCACUUGAGGUUGAGUCAAUAAGUCCUUUCACAGAUAAACUGCAGCUUGAGAUUCAAAAUUAUGUCACACAAGAAUCAGGGGCUUCAUUGGAAGAGGGUAAACAAUCUAAGAGCAUGAACUCCUUCAAGAUCGUUAAUGGAAGCAGCAUGUCUGUCUUGGUUGGUACUGGAAAUAAAGUAUGGUCUGGAAUUUAUGUUAUCUUAUCCACCAUUGGGUUUAUCACUCUAAUGGCUUUUCUGGAAUUAUUUUACGUAAAGCCUUUUCAAAUAACUACAUGGUGGUUCAAAGGACUUCUACUUGUGGUAGCCAUGAUUGCAAGUGUGGUCAUAUUUGGGGGUCUGAUUGUUGUCAUGUGGAAUCUGUGGGAGAAAAUAAAUUUGGGCCAUGAGAAUCACAUGAUUGAUGAUGAAAAGAAUGGCAUCAGGCAGACUAAUGAGCUGUUAAUGGGGCAUACUAAUUCCUCUCAGGAAGAACCUGAACUUGCUAGACUAGCUAGACUUGCUAGACUUGCUAGACUAAGUACCACUUGGUAUGGCCAACGACCAGACUUCCAAGAAAUUUUUGAAUCCAUUUCUGAAUGCUGGGGUCAUGUCGACGUGGGUGUCAUUGUAUGUGGUCCUCCAACUCUUCAAGCAAGUGUUGCCAGAGAGUGCAGGUCACAGAACCUAAGAGGAAGGCGCAAUCAACCACUCUUCCAUUUUAACAGCCACAGCUUCGAUUUGUAGCCAACGUUUAAUCUCUUGUAUAAUGUAUCUAGUAGUUCAAAUGCUGCAAUGUUCACUUGGCAUUGGAGCUAUAUGAACUUAGACUUAUGAUAGAUGUGUUAUUAUGCAUUUCAUACCUUUUUUUAUUUUUUAUUUUUAUUUAAGGAUAUAUUUAUGAUGAUAUGUAAUGUGGGAUGAGUGGGAUGCUACCUGGGUGCUUCUCCUUCCUUGAUGGUUAUUGAAACAUGCCUCGAAAGUGAGGUAUGGAUAUUCAAUUGUAUUUCAUC
This is a messenger RNA of Macadamia integrifolia, 4719 nucleotides long. RefSeq names its product ferric reduction oxidase 6-like. Gene Ontology annotation, cellular component: plasma membrane. Bases 2669 to 4453 code for a protein of 594 amino acids. The record is from RefSeq and is a predicted model, not a curated record. The transcript has 6 exons. NCBI's taxonomy places the organism in Eukaryota, Viridiplantae, Streptophyta, Magnoliopsida, Proteales, Proteaceae. Gene Ontology annotation, molecular function: oxidoreductase activity.